Molecule: messenger RNA, 303 nt
Organism: Penicillium arizonense
Lineage: Eukaryota; Fungi; Ascomycota; Eurotiomycetes; Eurotiales; Aspergillaceae
Exons: 2
Coding region: 1-303 (100 amino acids)
Source: RefSeq, a predicted model, not a curated record
AUGGUCUGCUCUAGAGUCGAGUAUGCAGCCGAGCCCAUCGACGAACUUUUUGGAAUCCACGGAGUGUUCCAUGAUGUCAAGGUAUUUGACACUCUGGAUUGGCUAGCAUUCACGGGCCUGCAAAUUACCACCCUGCCAUGUGACUUCUACCUGGGUGAGCAGCAUAGAAUGCAUCGUGAGUUUGCCAGAAGGUUUGUCACCGCUGGUGCAGACCUACACUACAGAGACUCGCCGGCAAACACUACUUCAGAGUCCUGUGGCGUGUUCCUCGGUGCAAAUCACAUAGGAAGAAUCUAUGUCUGA